GUGUAACCUAUAUUGAAUUAUAUUUUAAGACUUCCGAGUUGUAAAUGUAUACCUAUUGUUGGUAAAGGAGUUCCGUUUCAAAAAUGUCUGCAAAACAAAGAUUUAUAUCUUAUUUCUAUACAUUCACGUAUCACGUUGAAUAUAUAUGUAGUAUCAACAAAUACAUUGCUUUAACGACGCGUUUAGUGGUUGAAGGGCACUAAACUAUGCUCAUUCUAUAAUCAUUCAGAACGGGAUUUCACUCUUAUGGACUAGGAUAUUGGGCGUGUUCAGUGUUCUGUGAUUUGUCCAAGUAUAUAAAGAAUGGAGAAUGUGAAACCAAGUUCACAGAGUCGUCGUCAGAGUUCAAUUGUUGUACUCCAUAAUUUUAAUUGUUAUUCAUCGUCUACUGUAAACAGUGUGACAAUUAUUCGCGAAAAAAUGGCAUCUUCAAUCAAAAUUGAUAAUGGCUUCGCCAUCAAACUUUCAUCUCAUCAACUGUUUCAGAAAAAAAUCUAUUACAGUAACAUUAUGGAUGAAGCAAACCAAGCAAAAUUUACUUACAGCAUAGUGCCCAUCACUACCAAAGAUAAACAUACUGUGGCUGCUUUCCUAAGAAAGUUCUUUUUCCGAGAUGAACCAUUGAACGUGGCGAUACAAUUAUUGGAAGAAACAGAUUCAGCAGCGAAACUUGAGAAUUACUGCAUUAGCUAUUUACAAUAUGGUAUGACAUUUAUGGCAGUAUCUCAAACUGGUGACAUAAUGGGUGUGAUUUUGAACAAUAUAAUGCAUAGAGAUGAUGAAGAAGAAGACGAAGAAGAUGAUGAAACAUGUAAUGACAAUUUGAAGUUUAAGGAUAUUGUGGUUCUCUUAGACAAAAUUAAACGAGAAGCAGACGUGUUUGCCCAAUAUAAAAAUGUAAAUCGUAUAUUGGAAAUAAAAAUCGUUACAGUAAAUGAAGCUUAUAGGGGCCAAGGAGUAUGCAAGGCGCUGAUCGAUAAAACUAAAGAAUAUGCGUUGGAAAUGGGUUGUCAAAUGAUUUACGUUGAGUGCACCAGUCAUUAUUCUGCUAAAGCUGUCGAAAGACUUGGAUUUCAAUGCAUAUAUUCACUGGCUUAUAACGAUUACGUAAACGAACAUGGUGAGAUGGUGUUCAAAACACAAUCACCACAUAGAGGCGCCAAAGUGUUUGUGUUACCUUUGUAAUAAUACCAUUCAAUUUGAACCUCUAUACAGUAGGCCCACCUCCUUUAAAAUGAAAAUAAUAAUCAUUAGUCGUUACCAGUACCGUAUUUUUGUAUAUAAUUUUUGAAUUGUUUAAAAUGUACCAGAUACAUGUUCAACAAAAAAUCAAAAUUUUAAAUUGCGAGUAUAUACAUUAUGUUAUUGUACUUUAUUUAUAAUUGUUGAUUUAUAUGAAAGAUAUUUUAUUGAUUUUGCUUUGUCUGCUGUUAUGUUAUUAUAAAUUUCUUGUUUGAAAUGUAUAAUAUGAUUAUAUCUUUAAAGUUGAUAUAUUUCUAUUUUACACAAAAAUAUUACUAAGCGAAUUAUUAUUAUUAUUAUUAUUAUUAUAUAUAUUUUUUUUGUUAUAUGUAUUAUUAAUAUUAUGAUAUUGUAUAUUUAAUAAAAUAAAUAUUCAAGUUUAAUACCUAUUAAAUAAAUAUUUAAAAUGUUAUCAUUUCAUUAAUAUAUAAUAUUUAGUACGUUUAAUGGAUUUUUAUAAUUUAAUAAUUAAUAAAGACUUAUAUGUUUAUAAAUAUUUAAAAAACCAGCAGAAUAAAAUAUAAAUUUAAAUACGUAUGAAUAUAUUAAAUAAAUGCGGUUUAAUGUCUCUACUGUGUAAUAUAGAUUUCGAAUAAACCGGGCCAUAAAGUAUCCAUAGUUUACAGAAGUA
Molecule: messenger RNA, 1873 nt
Organism: Rhopalosiphum padi (bird cherry-oat aphid)
Lineage: Eukaryota; Metazoa; Arthropoda; Insecta; Hemiptera; Aphididae
Gene: speck
Product: arylalkylamine N-acetyltransferase 1
Exons: 4
Coding region: 304-1185 (293 amino acids)
Molecular function (GO): N-acetyltransferase activity
Source: RefSeq, a predicted model, not a curated record